UAAAUUCGCUACUCACAAUUCUUCUUUUCUCACUUUCACUUUCACUUUCAUCAUAAUCGCACCUCUAAUGGCUCCCAUUCAGCUCCUCGGCCCACCUGAGAUCGACCGUGCAAAGCUUUCAUCCGUCGCCGAUCACGGCGGCGAAGCCAACACUCCACCCGUCGAUACCCAUGGCUCCGAUUCAUCUACCAAACCCCAGGGGGUUCAGCCCGACCCGAACCCUUUGAUGGGCUUCACCGAGAAUGGCUCGGCCACUUUCCUCUCCACCGGAAACCCAUGCUUGGACUUCUUCUUCCACGUGGUUCCGCACAUGCCGCCCCAGGAUUUGAUCGGGCGGCUCGAUGUGUCGUGGGCCCACAAUCCCUUGACCACUCUGAAGCUGAUCUGUAACCUCAGGGGAGUGAGGGGGACCGGCAAGUCUGACAAGGAAGGGUUUUAUUUGGCGGCGCUUUGGCUCCACUACAACCAUCCAAAAACUCUGUCUGGUAAUCUCAAGGCCCUUGCUGAGUUUGGGUAUUUUAAAGAUUUUCUUGAAAUUCUGUAUAGGAUUUUGGAAGGACCCUAUGUCAGGAAAUUUGAGAAGGAGCAGAGGGAGAAUUCGAGCCGGAGACGGAGUAGGUUUCGUCGUGGACGCCGGAGAUUCUUUUACCCGGAAAACGAUGAUGAGAAUGAUGAUGAAGUUUAUAGUGAUGAAGUUUAUGGUAGUGAAGAGAAUGAUCAUGAUGAGAAUCAUGAUGAGGGAAAUGAGGAGGAGGAGAAAAUCAAGAAGGAUUCGGAGGAAUUGAUGUCUGAAAAGGAUGAAAUCAAGAAGGAUUCGGAGGAAUUGAUGUCUGAAAAGGAUGAAAUCAAGAAGGAUUCGGAGGAAUUGAUGUCUGAAAAGGAUGAAAUCAAGAAGGAUUCGGAGGAAUUGAUGUCUGAAAAGGAUGAAAUCAAGAAGGAUUCGGAGGGAUUGAUGUCUGAGAAGGAUGAAAUCAAGAAGGAUUCGGAGGAAUUGAUGGCUGAGAAGGAUGAAAUGGAGAAGGAUUGGGAGGAGGAAUUGUUGGCUGAGGCUGAGAAGGAGAAAAUCAAGAAGAAUUUGGAGAAAUUGAAGCCUAAGAAGGAGAAAAUCAAGAAAACUCCGGAGGAAUUGAUGGCUGAGAAGGAGAAAGCAAGGGCUGAGAAGGAGAAAGCAAGGGUUUUAAGAAAGCAGAGAGAGUUAAACAAGGCUGUAAAGGGUUUACAAACAUACAUUACUGAUGAAAAAUACAGGUUACUACAUGACAAAAUUUCCGAUCUUUUUGCAGAAAUGCUAGAGGCUGAUCUUGAGAAAUUGAAGUCAGGGAAUCUUGGAGACAUCAGCUUGGCUGCAAAAUGGUGCCCCACUAUUGAUUCAUCAUAUGAUAAGACCACCUUAAUUUGUGAGAGCAUUGCAAGAAAAUUGUUCCCUAGGGAGAAGUACACAGAAUAUGAGUGCUUAAAGGAGGCACAUUAUGUUUAUAAGGUGAGGGACAGACUGAGAAAACAAGUUCUUGUGCCUUUGCACAAGGCAUUGGAGUUGCCCGAGGUGUAUAUGAGUGCCAAACAAUGGAACGUGCUGCCUUACAAGCGGGUGGCCUCGGUUGCAAUGAAGAACUACACGAAGAAGUUUGCGAAGCACGAUAACGAGAGGUUUACUGAGUACCUUAGGAAGGUGAAGAGCGGGGAGGCAAAGAUUGCAGCCGGGGCAUUGCUACCCCAUGAGAUCAUAAAAUCAUUGGAACGUGCAGACCCGGAGGAGACAGAAGUUGCAGAGGUUGCCGAGCUGCAGUGGAAAAGAAUGGUUGAUGAUCUUGCCAACAAGGGGAAGUUGAGUAAUUGCAUUGCUAUAUGUGAUGUGUCUGGGAGUAUGUCAGGAAUACCUAUGGAUGUCUCUGUGGCAUUAGGAAUCUUAGUUUCUGAAUUAAGUGAAGAACCGUGGAAGGGAAACCUGAUCACUUUCAGUGCAGAUCCUCAGCUUCAUAAAAUCAAGGGUGAAACCCUGCUGGAAAAGACUGCAUUUGUCAAAACAAUGGACUGGGGUAUGAACACAAAUUUCCAGAAAGCGUUUGAUAGGAUCUUGGAGAUUGCAGUGGAGGGAAAACUGAGCCAGGAACAAAUGAUUAGGAGGGUGUUUGUUUUUAGUGACAUGGAGUUCGACGAGGUUAGGAGGGUGUUUGAUUUUAGUGACAUGGAGUUCGACGAGGUUUCAGAGAAUCCUUUGGAGGUUUCAGAGAAUCCUUUGGAGGUUUCAGAGAAUCCUUUGGAGGUUUCAGAGAAUCCUUUGGAGGUUUCAGAGAAUCCUUUGGAGGGUUCAGAGAAUCCUUUGGAGGGUUCAGAAAAUUCUUGGGAGACUGAUUAUGAAGUGAUACAGAGGAAAUUCAGGGAGAAGGGCUUCACAAAUGUUCCAGAAGUUGUGUUCUGGAACCUCAGAGCUUCAAGGUCCACUCCUGUUGUGGCCAACCAGAGUGGUGUGGCAUUGGUGAGUGGGUUCUCCAAGAAUCUGCUGACCAUCUUCUUGGAAAAUGGUGGCAUUGUGAACCCUGAGGAAGUCAUGGAGCUUGCCAUUUCUGGGGAAGAGUAUAAGAAGCUUGCUGUUCUUGACUGAUUUUGUAGUGUUCUUUCUUUAAGAGUUAAGAGUUUAGUAGAUGGCAAAUAAUUCUGUAAUCUUUAAUGCUUUCAACUUUACUGUUCUCUAUAUAACUAUGAAAUAUACAGAGUUAUUGCCAAAUAAUUAAAACUUGAGAGAGUUGCAUAGUGUAA
This is a messenger RNA of Ipomoea triloba (trilobed morning glory), 2757 nucleotides long. Its product is annotated as flagellar attachment zone protein 1-like. The coding region runs from base 68 to 2602 and encodes 844 amino acids. The record is from RefSeq and is a predicted model, not a curated record. Lineage: Eukaryota; Viridiplantae; Streptophyta; Magnoliopsida; Solanales; Convolvulaceae. The transcript is spliced from 2 exons.